CGUUCAGGCCCCUCGAAAAAUCCGUCCAUCCCUGGUUUCGUGAGCCAACCACGGUUCCAUGAGUUUCGAACGACCAACACAAGCCCGCGUUCAGCACUGUGUGCGUAAACCUGCACGGACUUGCGGACCUACCCAGUGUAAUGCAAGGCUUCCAUCCGAGACAGUCUGCGUACAUCGCAACUCGUGCAGUGUAGUGGAAGUAAAGUGAGGGUCGUGGAGGUCUUCUCCAUCGUUACGGAGUGAAAAAUUCAUACUAAAAACCCGAAGACUUAGCAGAUCAUCAUGCUGAGCAUCGGGAUUAACUUGCGGGUCACCGGACACUGCAAUCAGGGUGGCCGAAAAUACAUGGAGGACAUGUUCAGCGUGGCUUACCAACAGUCCUCGGGCGAUAGAGACCUGGAGUAUGCAUUUUUUGGCAUCUUCGACGGUCACGGAGGUGGUGAGGCUGCUGCCUUUGCCAAAGAACACCUCAUGGAUAUCAUCGUCAAGCAAAAAAACUUCUGGAGCGACAAGGAUGAGGACGUACUUCGAGCCAUUAGAGACGGAUACGUGAAUACGCAUUACGCGAUGUGGCGGGAGCUUGAUAAAUGGCCGCGAACAGCAUCAGGUUUGCCGUCAACUGCUGGUACCACAGCUAGCAUAGCCUUUAUUCGCAAAGGAAAAAUUUACAUCGGUCACGUAGGAGAUUCUGGUAUUAUUUUGGGGUAUCAAGAAGAAGGAGACCCGCAAUGGAAAGCCAAAGCACUUACACAGGAUCACAAACCCGAAAGCGGGCCCGAGAUGACUAGGAUUCAAGAAUCAGGUGGAAAAGUCGUCUGCAAAUCGGGUGUGCCUAGGGUAGUAUGGAAUCGACCUCGAAUAGGUCACAAAGGACCAGUUAGAAGGUCCACUCAUAUAGAUGAAAUUCCCUUUUUGGCUGUGGCUAGAGCGUUAGGUGAUUUAUGGAGUUACAACUCCGAAUUAGAUACUUUUGUAGUCUCACCUGAACCUGAUGUUAAAGUGGUGACUAUAGAUGUCAAGACACACAGAUGUCUUAUUUUCGGAACGGACGGUUUGUGGAAUAUGCUAACUCCACAGGCUGCUGUUGCAAUUGUACAGGCUGCAGAAAGGCAUAAUGAGAAGCAUCUCAUAGCUGCGCAACAAAACGGUGGUGGGCAAAACGACGUUCAAAUGUGGAUUAAUCCCUCUACAAGUUUGGUUGACAGAGCCCUCGAAAGGUGGUCUUCUACUAGAUUAAGAGCUGAUAAUACUAGUGUUGUCACACUCAUGCUUGAUCCUCCCGGACCAUCUCGUAGUGAGGUGUUUCAGAACCAGAAGCGGGAACAUGUUCCGGCGCCUAAGAUACCUGUUCGGCCGGUGUUUCGCGCAGCUACUCCGGUCACUCCGGGAGAGGCUUCUAAGAAACCAGAAUCAAAUCCGCAGAUUCCAGACCCGAUGAAAUCACCACUGAAGACUUGUCUCAGCUGUGGAAGUUCUGAAAAAGCAUCUCCCACCGCUAUUAGUUCUCUUGAUAAGACACCACCGAUUGAGGAAACACCUCCGAGAACUCCUAUCUUAAAAACUUUCAAUCCAACCGAGUCUCCGAUCGUCUCAGAAAGCAUACAAGUAGCCGAAGUUUCUUCGAGUGAUAUAUCCGAUGAAAAUAAGGAAUCGGAAGUUAAGAACCCGCUUGUUUUACUGAAACCAAUUGCGAACGGAAUUAUAUCUUCGGAGAAUGAAUUGCCCAUGGACAGCAUUUCUAACUUGGAGAGUCUCAUCGAGAAGGUUCCGAAGCCAGAAAGAUUCCCCUUAGAGAAAACACCAAUGGCGGAUGCUGAGGUGGAAAAAUUGUAUGCUAUGUCACGUCAGAGUGCAUUUUGUGGUUUAAUGGCUGACCCGGGUGCAUUAAGAACAAAACGCGUGAUCAAUUUGGAUUCAACGACAGAGGGGGAGGAGAAAUUUCAUGGUUUGAAUCGUCAUAAAUCCUUCUCGGACAACCCUCAUGGAAUUGCAGCACAAUUUGGUUCUAGACAGAAACGUGCGAGUGGUUUGGAAUCUACCGCGGAUGAUUUAGGCGCCGGCAUUCAAUACGCGAGGCCGAUUAUUAUCAGCGAGACGAAGCGCAAACAACACUCAUCCUUGAUUUUGCAUCCGGAAAAGCACAAUUUGUACACCAAUGAGAACUUGAAGAAAACGAACCGCAGACACAGCAUCGGGGCCGUUCCACGAAAUACACUUACGCCCAAAGCUAACUUAAAGGAAACGCCAGUUCCUUAUUUGGGAUGCAGAAUUCAACGUGAUUCGAAAUCCUUGCCGGGGAAUCUGUUUGAGGAGCCAAGAAUUGCUGAUAGCACAACGCCGAGGUUAAAUGGUAGUUUGAGGGGAGUGAAGCGUAGGCACAGUGCGAUCAGUCAUGCUAAUGACGGAUCGUGUGUUACGGGAGAAACUUGUGCGAAAAGGAGAACUAGGUCGGAAGAUCGUCCUAAUCCCAUUGAUGAGAAUGACCCAGCUAAUCAGAAACUUGUUGUUGAAGAUGCCCACACUCGAUUGCGGUGGCCGGUGACCGAUAGCCCGUUAACUCGAACAGGUGCAGGUGUAAAUUCAAAUCCAGCGGGAAUCCAAGAGAGGAGACUCUCAUCGCCCAGCUCGUUCCAGAGAAGAAAUCUGGAAAAGAAGGUGACACCAGUGAAAACGAUCCGAAGGCCCUCGAUCAACGGCUCGAGUCGGAUACUACGAGGAAUCUUCGGUCUAAGGGAUUGGGACCAAGGUAGGUCGAACCGAAACGUAGGCUGUCCAAGCCGUCACCGGACAGUUGUUGGACUCAUUAACUCUGUCAGCGAACCGACAACUCCUCAGCGAUGGCUCAGGUCAGAUACGAUCGCCGCGACCCCGGUGAAAACUCUACGUUCAAGAAACGUUGACAUCGCGGGUCACACAGUCUCGGCCCAGGUCGCUCAUCAGUAUGCUAUGAAGCAAAGUCGAUUACCUGUGCCUGCUAAAUUGAAGGCCACACCCACGUCCAUGCUGGCCUUCCCUUCGCCUUCGCAGCCUUCAAAAAGUAAAACCCCUUGUCCCGCGACCCCAUCGUCGGCAGCAAAGACGAGACAGACCAGAUGUGCUGCAAACAGUGUUAGUGAAAGCUGUAGCAAUGGAAUCAGCACUGCUGCAAUCACCAACGAUUCCACAUUGACCAAAAGGGUCAAAUCACCACAUACUCUUGUUUCGCCGCUUAGCACGAGAUCGCGAAUCAAGCGCCUCGGGAAAUAAAUAAAUAUUUACCGACAUCAAUUCGUUAGAAAGAAAGAUAAAUGUUCUAUAUCGAUCGAUCCAAAUGACAAGGUUCUCCCUCGGAACAUCUCAUAAACGGUACUGGGGACACUAGCGCUCUCGCUGAGAUAUUACCUUGUCACUUGGACACAUCGGCAUCCAGUUUUAUGAUCAACGUCUUUUAUUCGUUCCGAUAUACUCGAUUUUCAUCCUACCACUUCUGUAUCAAUUUUCCUUACACAAAUUUACUUUCAGAGGUCUAAUGUGCUCGCGAGUUUUAUGAGUAAAUUAGUUCUUUCCCGCUUCUUCUUAGUUUCAAUUUCGGGCGUGCAGACAAAUUCGACAUAUAAAGGCUCGACUCAGUUCGAUUCGAAUUCUAAAAAAAUGGGAUCGGAUUGAGUCGAGUUUCGAAUUUUUUUGCACGCUCCUAAUUUCGGGUUUUUUCUUUCUUUGAUCUUGGAACGCUCAUUGCGAUUCUUCCCGGUUGGGUUAUUUUUAUGUAACGCUGAUCUCAUACAUAGUCGUUUUUAUGAAUUAUUUCAUAAAAAAUCGUGAAAUUUGGGAAGAGUAAGAAUCGAUUUUGAUAUAUUUUGAUUUUUUAGUUUAGGUAUUAAUAUUUAGUGCAUGCUUUUGCAGAAUUAGUUUUCGGUUGUAAGCACUUUGUGAUGGGAAUGUAUAAAAAUAAUAGAAAUAUGUAUAGAAAGUAUUUCGAAUAUAAUUUUAGUUUCAAAUCUAGUUAAUUCUAACAUAUUUAUACUGGGGCAUUUAAUCUAGAAUUUAACUCUAAAUCUUGUUCAAAAUCAUUACUCACUUGACAAUCUAUUUCUCCUUACAAUUAGUCAUAUAUAAAUUAUUUUUAAGCAAGCUUUGCAAAAAGACAUAAUAUUUAAAAGAUUUUUUACUUUGGUAAAAAAAUCUAAACUACGUAUAUAAAAGUAGUUUUAUACUUUCAAAUAUUUAGACUAAAGUUUGUUAUAUUCAUACAAAAAAUAGAUCUUUUUAUAGCAAUCAUGAGGCCUGAGAGAUUUUUUUGUUUAAAUUAGGGAAGCGGGAAGAACUCUUUUAUCCAGAUACAGAACAGGAAGGAAUUUACGAAAGUACGUGCGCAUCGGGCUGAAAGACGAUUAUAACUAAGCAACAGAUUUUCCGCAUUCUUUUGUCCCCCAGUAUAUUAUGUUCGGUAUAAAUAUUUUCAUAUUUUACAAUCAAGACCUUCGUAUCUGUAAAAGUGUGUUUUUCUCUGAAAAGUAUUUUAUAAUUUAUGUAGCAGUUAAUUUAAUUUUGCGUCUUAAAUGCAACGAAUUGCAUUUACUAAUCGCGAUGGUAUAUUUUGCUCUAAGCAUAAUGUGCAAACAUCACAAUAGUGGUUUUUGAAAAAAUAUUAUUUUGAAAUUCUUUAUUAGAAAUCUGAGCCAAGAACUCUCCCCUUUUUAAGUAAGUGACAAAUGUCGAAGAUUUGGUUAACUAAUCCUUUUUCUUGAUAAGUAAAUAAUUUUUUUAGGUGUAUGAUAUUUUGCUAGGAAAAAUGAUCUUUUUGUAAGUGGUAAUUGUUUCAUUUAAAAGCCAAUAUCUUUAAAACUACUCCGUUGCGUACGUAUAGAAGACUCAGUCCAACCUUUUAUUUCGGGUGCUGUACCACAAUAAUUCGGUACAUUGCUUUUGCACGAAUUAGACAUAACUAUUAUGAAAGAAAAAGCACCUGCAAAGGAUUCGCAGAACACGAUGUAAAACAGAUUCCAGUUAGAAACUUGACAGCAGACUUUUUUUUUGAGAAACUUUUACCGGCGACUAUUGGACCGUAGAAUAUUUUACUGGAGCAGAAACUCGAGUUUUCAAAAAAAAUCGUGUUUUCGAAGAUUUUUACCUCUGCUAUUCUUUUGCUACAUUUAAUUGGUUCUCCUUAAUUGAAAUAUCGGGUUUCAGAAAAUUGAUAAGCCUGAUUCCACAUUUAUUAAUUCUUAUUUUAAUCUUUUUUCGUUUUUCCACAGCAAUCUGAACUAUGUGUGAAGCUUAAUUUGCUAUAUAUGUGAGUGCCAUUAUAUCUAAAACAUUGUCUGAUAGAUUUUUGGAUACUUUUUUUUAAUUGUACAAAUGUACACUUUAUAUAGAUCGAUUAAAAAAAUUCACAUUGUAAACGGGAACAUCGUGUCUAAAUGUCAGAAAAAAAUAAAUAAAGUGGAAUUGCUGAUGUGUUGAGGAAAGAAUUCUAUGAUAAAAAAGUCUAUUAAUGUGCCUACGAUAUAAUUCUCGACGUAUGUACACAUAUUUGUGAAAAAGAAUUGCUGCUACGAUGUUAGGACAAAGGCAAGAGUCCUAUUAUCGUUUAUUUAUGUAUAAAAAAAAAGAGUAUGAACAUGUGAAAGUGAUAAAGCUAGAAGAUGCUCGUAGCGAUCGUGAGUUUGAGUGUACAAGUAUUUUUUGAAUAAAGUGACUAUAAGAUAUAGUAAAUAUUAAAAUUCUAUGUAUAAAAACAAAUCCACGGUAGAGGUUUGUUCUCCCCAUGAGGCAAAUAAAGGCGCCAAUGAUCACAACA
This is a messenger RNA of Belonocnema kinseyi, 5779 nucleotides long. RefSeq lists its product as uncharacterized. The transcript is spliced from 6 exons. Lineage: Eukaryota; Metazoa; Arthropoda; Insecta; Hymenoptera; Cynipidae. Gene Ontology annotation, molecular function: cation binding; protein serine/threonine phosphatase activity; mitogen-activated protein kinase binding. The coding region runs from base 283 to 3246 and encodes 987 amino acids. Gene Ontology annotation, biological process: protein dephosphorylation. The record is from RefSeq and is a predicted model, not a curated record. Gene Ontology annotation, cellular component: nucleus; cytosol.